UUAGUGUAAGUAGGAGGAAGUGAGAAGGUUGAUGUUACUGGAAUUUCCAAAGAGGAAAAAGUGAGACGCAGGUCCCACUAUAGAAGUGUGAUAAACAUCAGAAACUGUAAUAUUCAAAUACUGACAUACAGGAAGCUAAACAGAAACAGCUGCCUAUAUGUACGGUAUUAAAGAGUCAACAGUGUUUCAUUAUGUUCAGUCUAUGUGAGCAGAACAAGGAGAAACAUCAAAAAGAUGCAGUGGACUCUGGUUCUAGUGGUUCUGAUGGGUCAGUGCUCCUUUUCCACAUGUUCCCUGUAUCAGUACCACUUUAUUAGAGAGAACAAGACCUGGUAUGAAGCUCAGACGUACUGUAGAGAGACAUAUACAGACCUGGCCACAGUGUCUGACAUGACAGACAUGAGGAGACUCUGUAGCUCUACACAGAAUCAGGAUGAAGCCUGGAUUGGUCUGCACAGCUACAAAGGAAGAGAGAACAGGACGUGGUACUGGUCUCUGCCAGGACUGGAGUUUAAUGACAGUGAUACUAGAUGGCAGAGUGGAGAACCCAAUGAUGGAGGAGGGAAUCCACCCGAGAACUGUGCUCUGAUGGACAGUAAACAAUGGCAGGAUUAUCCUUGUAAAGAUGAUCAUCCAUUCAUUUGCUACAGUGAAACACAACAAUCAAACACCACAUUUCAUUAUAUUGAUACAAAAAUGACUUGGCCUCAGGCUCAGAAUCACUGCAGACAUCAUUACACAGACCUGGUCAGUGGACUGGACCAGUUGAAUCACACUGUGGUGUAUGAGUCAAAAAUGUGGAUCGGUCUGUUCAGAGACACCUGGAGGUGGUCAGAUGGGAGUAACUCCUCCUUCAGAAACUGGGAAAGUCUUGGAGAUUUGGUUGAUGGACAAAGUGACAAGACAUGUGCUACUGUGUUAAACACAGCAGGAACAUGGAGCUACGACUAUUGUGAUAAACAAAAACCCUUCUACUGCUAUGGAGAUAAACUGAUCCUGAUAAACAAAAGUCUGACCUGGGUGGAGGCCUUGAAUCACUGCAGAGAGAAACACCAUGACUUGGCCUCAAUCACUCAUGAGCACCAACAGAAAUGGGUUGAAGCAAGACUCAAGAAGGCCUCAACUGACUUUGUGUGGCUGGGACUGAGAUACACCUGCACUCUGGGUUUCUGGUUCUGGGUCAGUGAUGAGGUGGUCGACUAUCAGAACUGGGCCUCAAAUGUAACGAGUGAUGACUGUGACAUGUCUGCAGCCAUAAACACAGGAAACAAUAAGUGGUUCAAAAGACCUGAUAAUGACACAUUUAAUUUCAUCUGUACUAAGAAAUAACACCUACACACACACCAGUGAAUUUGUGGUAAGUCACACUGUUUUCAAUCAGGCAUUACUUUAAAAGCAUAAUUUCUUUACAGUAUGGCAAAACGUAGGAGUUUGAAGAACCUGCUUUCAAGCGUAGUGACAAAGACCACUAUAAAAAACAAUAAAUGUUUAGCACGAAGGUGAGAAGGCUCUCCCCCCCAACCACAGCUCAGAGGACCCCUAAUCAAAGGCCACCUCAACAACCCAUCCCCCACAUCCACAGCCGUCUCCAGAAAUUUCCCCAGGAUCCUGAUAAUAUCUAUUUAAGAUGCUGUAAUGGUGUUUUAUAUAUGUGUUCAUAAUUGUACUCAAGUACCAAAUGUUAAAAAACAUAAAACUACUUUAAGAUUCUGUAUAUAAAUCUAAAAUAAAAAUGAUGUAUGUAUGUAUGUAUGUAUGUAUGUACAGUACAGUAUGUAUGUAUGGUUUCCUCAGGGCUGCUGAACUACUGAAACCACUACGAAAAUCUGUCAGUCAGUGCAUCACAACAGCUCAUCAUACUGUACAUCAUAAUAAUAUUAAUUGAAUUUCCCUACUGUGGGAAAAAUAAAGUUCAUUAUUAUCAAGUAACUGAACUAACACAGUAUAUAGGACCCAAAUACACAGCUCAGGGAUGAGGUUUAUACUGAAGCUCUAACGCUCUUUGGUUAGUCAGACAUGCAGAGGUGGAUACACAGGAAGAGAGAGCCAACAGCACAGCAGGGAUCAGAUAAUCGGUAGUCAGUUUCAGGCAGUGGUCAAAACAGCAAAGCAGUGACUACGUACAAGAAAAACAGGAAGCAGGAAAGACAGGGUCGAGACAAAAACACAGUUCAGUACAUGGUUCAAAUGUACAGUGCUGGAGCAUUGGCAUGUAACACAUAACAAUCUGGCAAAGAACUGGAGGUGAGUACAGGCCUAUAUACAAAGUGCAAUGAUCAGGAUCCAGGGUGCAGAAUGUAUGACAAUUAUCCUUUCUUCAGAUUUGUAUUGGCAUCUGUAUUUAAAGCUCAGCUAAAGCUGAAAACUGCUGAUGUGCUGCCACCUGUUGGCGGCCUCCUCUUCUAAAGUAACAAUAAAUUCAAAGUAAUAAACAUAAUGUUUUUUGUCCCCUCUUGACUGUCAUGAAUUCGUUUUGUACAGAGUUGCCCAAACAUGGAUUUAUUUAUUUUUUUAUUUGAGGUGGAUGCAAUUUUUAUUCCUUGGUAAGGUAGGCAUAUAACUUUUACGUGCAUACACAAAUAUAGUAAACUUUGGAUAUAUACUUUAUUGUGUUAUACUGUAUGUCUGGUCCGUGCAUGAAGUGCAACUCAUUAUUCAUGUGUAAAACGAAAAUUGAAUAACGACUUUUUAUGCUGUGUUUCGUUUCCGUAAAUCGGUAAAACACAUUUGCGAUAUACUGAUUUACUCAUUCUCCUUUUCUCCACUUUCAAAACGAAAUAAGAAAAAGGGAAACCGGGGGCGGGGCCAGUCGCCGGACUUUCACAAUAAAACGCCCACGAGCAUUUGAAGCGCAACAUCGGCAAAUAUUUGUAACUCUUGAAGGAUU
Molecule: messenger RNA, 2887 nt
Organism: Betta splendens (Siamese fighting fish)
Lineage: Eukaryota; Metazoa; Chordata; Actinopteri; Anabantiformes; Osphronemidae
Product: macrophage mannose receptor 1-like
Exons: 5
Coding region: 235-1329 (364 amino acids)
Source: RefSeq, a predicted model, not a curated record